ACUAAAUAAAAAAGUAUAUGUGUAUAAAUGUCUACUGUCGAAUUUAAUGUAUAUUAAAUUUAAGCUGCAUUGGAUUUUAGUUAAGGACGAAUUGAGGUGUCCCUGAGUCAUUAAAAUCCAGUGCAGCUUUCAUUCUUUAGAGGACCUUUAGAGUUAGUUAUGAUCAAUGUGAAAAUCUCUAUGUAAUUUUAAUUAAAAACAUCAGUUCUAAUUCGAGAGCGUGCACUGUAUAUGUUUAUUUGCAUACACACACACACACACACUUGAGUAAUGGCCAGACCCUAAAAGCCAGAACCACGCAGCCAAUUCAAAUGGACGCAAAAGUGAACGUUGAUCGGCAGAGACGAAAAUAAAGUGCGCGGCAGUGGCGUCGGUGCCGCCAAUUGAUAAAAGAUAAAAAUAAAGAGCAGUUGUAUGCAAGAAAUUUUCAAUUUGUAUAUUGCAUCUGCGCUUGCCAUGGUUUCUAGAUCUCGAUUUCGCAUUUGCUUGUAAAUUCUUUAGAAGAACGACGCGCGACGCGUGCAACAACGAACAUUUCAAGGCGAUUACAUAAAAUCCAACAGCGUAAAAGAGAAAAUAUGCAGAAAACUAUCAAAAAGGAGCUAAGCUUCUCGUUGGAUACGCUGGAACGCUAUCGCGCCAAGUAUGGACGCAGUGCCUCGCUGGACACAAAUGGCCACAGUCAGCAAACAGAGGACACAGCCGUAAGCACAGUCGCAGCUAAGGCACGCUCGCCCCCGCCUUCCAUCUUUAGGGCACAAUCGCCACCCAAGCUGACCAAGCUCCAAGAGCUGCAACAGAAGAAGGAGGCCUAUCUACGCGCACGUGAGCAUGAGCGUGAAAUGGAGCAGCUGCAGCGUGCCGAAAAACUCACAAGCAAUGGCAGCAGCUCUAUCCUGGACGUACCGAAGCCCAACAGCAGCUCCAAUAGGAGCAGCCCCAAUGGCACUAAAACCACUGCGCCGGCUUCUUCAACGCAAACUGCGGCGCAGCUGACAAAUCAAAAAAUUAGCGCCGGCUAUAGCAAUUGGAGCAACAAUCACAGCACACUCUGCUCGCAGCCUUGGUGCGCCAUCAGCGAUCUUAUGUACUUUUGCGACAAAUAUGAAUUCAAGACACUGAGCACACGGGAUCUGAAGACACAUCAGGAAAUUGUAGCGGAAGUGCGCGCUCUGCUAUCUGGCAAGGCGCCCUUUGAUCAGCGUACACGAUUUCCGGGCAACAUACACGAUCCGGAGAAUCUCUGGGUGUGCAUUGGUCGCUGCGCCAGCGUUGAGUAUCAUCUGCAACGCAUCAUUAGUGUCUUUCGCAAGCCCUUGAAUCAACUCACGCCGGACAAGCAGCGCGCAGUGCGACAGAACUUUCAUCUGGCAGUAAGUGAACUGCGUUUGGACAUCUCUGCACGCAUUAGCGAGGUGCGUCUGUACGAUCGUCUGGUGUUUGAGCGCGAGUUUCGACUGGAGUGGCAGGAUGAACAGGCCUAGAAGCAACAAUACUUAGUU
Molecule: messenger RNA, 1502 nt
Organism: Drosophila busckii
Lineage: Eukaryota; Metazoa; Arthropoda; Insecta; Diptera; Drosophilidae
Exons: 1
Coding region: 579-1484 (301 amino acids)
Molecular function (GO): structural molecule activity
Source: RefSeq, a predicted model, not a curated record